CUGCAUCUUAUUUGUAAAGGCACUUACGUCGGUUGGUCUGAGAAAGAAGAGCUCCAUCAUCCAUGUGCUGUGAGUACCGCAUGGUGCAACGGUUCCAAGAUUUCAUGUACAAGACCCAUUUAGUUGUUAGCCUCUGCACCGCUGGGUGCUGGGCCGGCGCGGUACGUCGGUACGUACCUUUGUACCCCCUUCCCUCCUCUGCCAUGUUCUGGUGUGUUACCGUACCGACCUGGGGGACGUGCCCACUCUUUCCACUUCCAUGCAGCAUCCCCCGUCCGCCCACUACCAAACCAAGCGUCCCGCUAGGGUGCCCUCACUGCACUGUGGUCCCUAAAUCCGGGCCACGGGCUGCCAGGCUGCCUGGGUCGUCGAAUAAAUCCCCUGCAGUCACCCUUCCUGUUCCUUCCCUCCCACGCGUGCCUUGCAUCAAAGCUGCUUUCCGACGUCAAGCCCACCCAGCGUCACCCAACUCGUCCGUCCGCCCACUCCUCUCCCCCGUACACGCUCACAAAAACACCCACUCUUCAACCUGGGACGCGCUCCAUCACGCUCCCCUUUUCAGUCUGCUCUCUCUUCUCUACCCACACACCUCCCAACGUCUCGUUUAAGGCCCGCCCACAAACUUCGAGCGCCUUAGUGGUCACCGGACUCUGUCUCGUCAGCUUUCCGGCAAAUCUGUCUGCCAGACACAACUGGCACAAAAUCCUCUUCUCCCCCAGCCGCCCGCCAUCAACCUAACAAGAUGGACAACCAAUUCUCUUGCGGUCUCUGCACCAUUGCUCUUUGAUCGAGCGCCCUGGGCCCUAUCGGGACUACACACAUAGUCCUGAAAGUUCCCUCCGCCAUUACAACACACUCUCCUCUUCCCCUACUGACUCAACCCUCCGCCUCGCUUUGCAUCUCUCCGCCCUGUCACAGGCGCGCUAUCCAGCCAAAGCCUCACCUCACUGGAUCACCCCCACGCUCCAUCACAACUCAUAACUCCCACCACUCCCACCUUCUCACCAGCCCGUCUUUGCUCCCACCCCCCUAGGAGCCGGCUGUUGAACCCCAAACAAUCAUCCUGUCUGCAAGGCAUGAACUUUGUCCUGAUACUCUUCUUGGCAAAGUUGGUCGUGGCUAUAUCACUAGUGGUUGCACAGAAUAUCCUGUUUCAGAGUCGGACAGGCAGCUUUUACCAGGACUGGUCUCGGAACUACAUCUCUUUGGUCAGCACACGCAAGGAUUUCAGAAUUAUGGACGCAGUAAAAGACACACAACCCGCCCAGAGCGGUAAGGGCUUGAGGGAGCGGAAGUCCUUUCUCGGCAUGGCGGAGCAGGAGGGCAUGAAGCAAGCAGGCGCCGGCGCGGAGGACCCAGAUGUUGAGCCUCAGGCCGUGGAGAUGCAACGGUCACAGUCAGGCCAGUUGUCCCUGAAGUCGCUGAGGUCCACACCAUCAACCUGUUCUCUGGCCACCGAGAACAGCAUAUCCAAGGACACACUCGGAGGCCGAAACGUGCUUGGCCAGCCGGCCAACUUCGGAACAGUCGUCCCAGGAAUCUACCGCAGCAGCUACCCCAAGGAUGCUGAUUACGCAUUCCUCCAGAAGCUGAAGCUGAAGACCAUCAUCACACUUGUCGACAAGGAGUUACCCGAGACAUUUGUCCCGUUCAUGAAGGCCAACAACAUCCAGCACCGCCACAUCACCAUGCAGGGCACCAAGAAGGAGACCAUACCUAUUCAGACAAUGGCCGCCAUUCUUGAUGUCGUGCACGACAAGCGCAACCACCCUCUCCUGAUUCACUGUAAUCAUGGCAGACAUCGAACUGGUUGUGUUGUCGCUCUGGUUCGCAAGAUUCAGAACUGGGAUUCAGAGCGCGUCCUGGAUGAGUACAGGGCAUAUGCGGCGCCAAAGGUUCGAGACUGUGACGUCGACUACAUCAGCAAGUUCCAGACUGCCGAUAUCCAGCACCUGGCUCUGGCCCCCCUUGCCGAAUCAUUUCCGGUCCCACCCGUGAUGGAUUUCCGUCGAAUCCGAUUCCUUCUCGCUUCAUUAUUCGCCAUCUUUAUCUGGUGGAACACAUUGCGGUUUUUCCGACGAAGCGGCAGUCAGCGUGAUGCGAUCACCGGCCUUUGAUGCUGACUCCCGUUCCGAUAUCAAUUUUUCGCACUUAUGCUACCACAAUUCGGCCUCGCUACGCGUCCGCUGGCCCACGGAACAGCCUCCUCGACCGCGGAACUGCUGGGCAGCGACCGUGUAGCAGUCUCGCGGAUUGGGCAUUUCGAUGUCACUGCUUUUAUGUGUUGGCCACCUUUUCUCUCUUGACUCGGUUGGGACUCUUCACAGGGGUAUAGACAGGUUAUUAUUGGGGGCUAUCAAGAGCUGAGAUGUCCUCCUGGCGUUUUAAGGACAAGGGCCGGCUCUGUUGAUUAUCGAGUCGACGUUUCUUUUGUUUACCGGCUAGUGUACUGUACAGAAUAAAAGUUGAGUGCUGUUGUGCUAUAAAGUCCUCGGUAGAGGCUCGAGGGCCGAGACGGCAUGGAAAGAGUUAUACCCGGGCAGCCUCUUGAUGAGGUCUGGUUUGGAGUAAAUGAUACAUGGAGCUCCUGCAGUUCCUCGUCCAAGUAUUUACAUAAAGAUGUGACCGAGCAUCCCAGUGACAGUGUUGUUGUUUAUGCGGAAUCUGUGUGACGGACGCCUUGAGCGUGCAUUUCUUCUUUGAGCCGUUGCAGCUGCACUGCUGGACAGCCAUGCUGCAGCCAGCCCAUGGGCGGGAACCAAUCCCUCCAGGAACAUGCAGACAUUCCAUUGAGUCUCGACUCCCUCAUCUUCCGACACAUCACAACAAACACAGGGGUCAGCGUCUCACAGAGAGAAAGGCAACCGCCUUAAC
Molecule: messenger RNA, 2874 nt
Organism: Diaporthe batatas
Lineage: Eukaryota; Fungi; Ascomycota; Sordariomycetes; Diaporthales; Diaporthaceae
Exons: 4
Coding region: 1077-2117 (346 amino acids)
Biological process (GO): protein dephosphorylation
Cellular component (GO): cytoplasm
Molecular function (GO): phosphatase activity; inositol diphosphate tetrakisphosphate diphosphatase activity
Source: RefSeq, a predicted model, not a curated record